UCCAGCUCUAACUCCCAGAUCGAGUUCCCGGCCCCCACGCCAUGGCUAGUUCCUUCUCCCGAUUACUCUCUGCUCGCCCGGGACUCGGGCUUCUUGCUGUGGCUGGCGCAGGGUCUCUGGCUGCUGGGUUCCUGCUCCGCCCUGACCCACUACGAGCCGCUGGCGAGCGAAGAAGGCUGUACCCACCCAGCGCAGAGUACCCUGACCUUCGAAAACAUAACAACUGCAUGGCUAGUCACCUGACUCCAGCUGUCUAUGCACGGCUCUGCGACAAGACCACGCCCACAGGAUGGACACUAGACCAGUGUAUCCAGACUGGUGUGGACAAUCCUGGUCACCCUUUCAUCAAGACUGUGGGUAUGGUAGCUGGAGAUGAAGAGACCUAUGAGGUAUUUGCUGAGCUUUUCGACCCUGUGAUUCAAGAAAGACAUAAUGGCUAUAAUCCCCGAACAAUGAAGCAUACCACAGACUUGGAUGCCAGCAAGAUUCGGGCUGGCCACUUUGAUGAGAGGUACGUAUUGUCCUCAAGAGUCCGGACUGGCCGAAGCAUCAGGGGACUCAGUCUACCUCCCGCUUGUACAAGGGCUGAGCGACGAGAGGUGGAACGAGUUGUAGUGGAAGCACUGAGUGGUCUGCAGGGUGACCUGGCUGGAAGAUAUUACCGGCUCAGUGAGAUGACUGAAGCUGAGCAACAGCAGCUAAUUGAUGACCACUUCCUAUUUGACAAGCCAGUAUCUCCCUUGUUGACAGCAGCAGGAAUGGCUCGAGACUGGCCAGAUGCACGAGGAAUCUGGCACAACAAUGAAAAAAGUUUCUUGAUCUGGGUGAAUGAGGAGGAUCACACACGGGUCAUCUCAAUGGAAAAGGGUGGCAACAUGAAAAGAGUGUUCGAGAGAUUCUGCCGAGGGCUCAAGGAGGUGGAACGUCUAAUCCAGGAGCGUGGCUGGGAGUUCAUGUGGAAUGAGCGUUUGGGUUACAUCCUGACUUGUCCUUCUAAUUUGGGAACUGGACUUCGUGCAGGCGUGCAUGUCAAAUUGCCCCUGUUAAGCAAGGAUAGCCGAUUCCCCAAGAUCCUGGAGAAUCUAAGGCUACAAAAACGUGGAACUGGUGGAGUGGACACAGCUGCCACAGGAAGCACUUUUGACAUUUCCAACUUGGAUCGACUAGGCAAAUCAGAGGUGGAGCUGGUACAGCUUGUCAUUGAUGGGGUCAACUACCUGAUUGACUGUGAGCGGCGGCUAGAACGAGGACAGGAUAUCCGUGUGCCUGCACCUCUUGUCAACACCAAGAAUUAGCUUUCCAACUACCCAUAGACCUUCCCAAGCUCUCAGCCAAUUGCUCAGCCAAUACCCUCUCUUGCCAACUCUGAAUCUGACCCUUGACCAAGUAAAACCCA
Molecule: messenger RNA, 1396 nt
Organism: Gracilinanus agilis (Agile Gracile Mouse Opossum)
Lineage: Eukaryota; Metazoa; Chordata; Mammalia; Didelphimorphia; Didelphidae
Product: creatine kinase U-type, mitochondrial
Exons: 9
Coding region: 42-1295 (417 amino acids)
Biological process (GO): phosphocreatine biosynthetic process
Cellular component (GO): mitochondrion
Molecular function (GO): creatine kinase activity
Source: RefSeq, a predicted model, not a curated record